AAAGUCUUUAAGUAUUAAAGUAGAUUUACUAUAUAAAAAUGCCAAUGCAAGUAAUAAAUUCUCUUUUACUGCAUGCCUUGUCUAGAUAUAAUAUCAUUUGAAAUUCUUGAUCUUGUUCAGGUCUACCUCAUCUGCAGCAGAAAGUAGAAUGAAGUAGGAAUUUCAAGAAAUUUUCUUAGAAUUAGGUGGUAAAUUUAUAUGCAGAAUUUACAGAGGCUGUAACUACAAGAUGGAUGCUAUGAACUGGAAUUUAAAACAGCCAUGUGUAGGGAGCUCAUCGUUAACAGAUGUACGAAACAAAUUAUUUCCAAAGAGUAAACUUGAUCGAGCACCAGUAUUAAGUGAACCAAAGUACACGCCAAAAACAUUAGUGGGCAACUGGUAUGAGCGCAGAGCAGAACAUGUACCUCAAUCUGAUAAUUGGAAAACAACGUAUGACAUAGAUUAUAAAGCUCAUAUUAAUAAAACUUGGGAAAAAAAUCAGAAUGCAAAGUGGGAUAACAAACUGAAACUUGAGGGUUUAGCUCAAGAAAUAUUACUAAAUCAUAGAAAGGAGUAUAGAGACAACAUGACAACAACUUAUGAUUUAUGUUAUAAUAUUUUACCAAAAGAUCUUCAAGAACCUAGAAUUAGAUCUUAUAAUGCAAGACAACGAAAAUGGAUACCUGAAUUAGAUUUGACAAAAAGUUUUGGUACACUGACAAACUUUGGGUUAAAAGAUAUGAUGGAAGAAGAAAUAUAUAGGAAUUCGGAAGAAGGAAUAGCCAAAUGUCGAUGGGGCACUACUUACACAGAGGAAGUUGGAAGACUGAAACCAAUAGAUACCGAACCAAACAUUAAAUUCCGCAGACGUGUAGUGGAUUUUAAUGUACCAGAUCUUAAACACCUUGAACGUAAAUUACCAAAGGCAAAGCACUGCUUAUUUCUAAUAUAAAUUCAACAUUAAAAAUCAACAUAAAUUUAAAUAUAAAUUUAAUAUCCCAGGUAAAGAUAUUAUAAUAUUUAUUAAAUUAUUUUAACAUUAUGUUGUAACAUAAUAAACAUGCUAUAUGUACUUACAAAUAUGUAGAAUGCUAGGAAUUUUGUAAUUCAUACAUAUAUAAAAAAUUGUGGAACAGUAUGUAUUUUUUAGUACUUGUUUCAAAUGCAUUAAAAAUUGCAAUUUAUUAGCAGUCUUAUGAGUCAAAAUUGAAAAAAAAGAAAGCAAUAGUUAUAUGGAGGCACAGAGUUAUAAACGUAGUACAAUUAGACUUAAAAGUUUAA
Molecule: messenger RNA, 1263 nt
Organism: Megachile rotundata (alfalfa leafcutting bee)
Lineage: Eukaryota; Metazoa; Arthropoda; Insecta; Hymenoptera; Megachilidae
Source: RefSeq, a predicted model, not a curated record